CCGAACAAUAACAGUUCAAUUGUUUCGUUUCUUUAUUCAAUUAAUGAUAGUAUUACUGCCUGUCUAAAUAUCAAAAUAUUACACUAUUAUCAAUUAAUUGCGCACAAACAUAAUAUAUCUGUCAAUGGACUUUUUGGGAUUAAUAUAAAUGCCACUGGAUGAGUAAUAGGAUUAUACUGGGUGGCGAAAAUUUAAUAAAGAGUGUUUGCGUUACCCAUAUAAGCAUAUAAUUAUCCUAUACACGUCUAUGGGAUGUGUUUAUCGAAUAUUGUGGACGUCUAUAGCCUUUUUUAUUGGACGUCGGACCUAAAAUAUAAGAGAUUGACAUUUGGGAAAAUGUCAUGGUUUAAAUUUAUACCGGAACGUUUGGUUUAAGAGCCUCAAAUUAUGUCAAAAUCAGAUAUCUUUGCCUUAGCUCAUCUAAAUUAUUUGGCCCAUUAAAAUACACCUUUUUUUUUAAAUUUUAUGCUAUAAGGUGGCUAAUUAAAUAUUAAAAUUGACCUAUACGAGCGUUUUGCUUGAAAACAUUAAAUAAUGCUAUUAUGAAUUUUGUUCCUUACUUUAUCACCACACUGUAAUAUUUUGAAUAAUAUAAAAAUAUAAUUAACUCAAAGUGUGCAACUAAAUUACGGAACAAACUAAUUUUUUUAAAUAUCGAAUUUUGAAAAACAACGAUUUUUAUUAUUAAGUGCCAGUUAAAGAGAUAUAUGUAAAAAAUAGCCCAACAUCCCAAAAAGUAUAAAGUGUGCAGCUAAAUUACGGAACAAAUUCGUUUUUUUUUAAAUGUCGAAUUUUGAGAAACAUAUUGAUUUUUAUUGCCCUAGUAUAAUAAACAAAAAAAAAAUAACUUACUUAUUUUAUAUUUUCCUCAAUGCCUAUUAUUAUUUUAUGUAAUAUUCAGCGCAAAUCGCGUUGGCACGACACUGGACGACCGGGCGUUGAGCGACGUUCCGAGAAUUCCGAAAUUAAGUGGAAGAUGGGCACAGGGCACAGUAAAUGUGUGCCUCUGUUGUUUUAUCUCUCAUUAUGAUGCGAAAAACAAGGACAACGAUAAUAUCGCUUAGCAAGAGAUGAACAUAUGCGAUGGAUUAUACGUCACAAGCGGGGCGCUGUCCUCAUCGUGACGUGCUGUACCCAUGGUUUAUUUGUUAACCUUCAACUUAGCGCUGCUGGGUGAUUUUGCUUGUUGAUCUUUUGGGGCCGUAAAUUUCGGUAAUUCUUUUUGUAAUAUAUAACAACUGAUACAUCAACUCAAAUGCAGAUGGUUUUGAUAAUCAGAUAUGUAAGAGACGGUCGGAUUUACGAAAGGUUUUCGAGUUUUUUGAGACCAAUGGAUCACACUGCAGACGGGCUUUCGGCGGCAAUUCUGGAGGUAUUAAGUGAACUAGGAAUUGACAAAGUACCUGAAAAACUAAUAGCACAAAGUUACGAUGGUGAUUCUGUAAUGAGUGGUAUUGUUGGAGGGGUACAAGCUACAAUUAGUAACAUCUAUGCAAAUGCCCAAUAUAUUCACUGCUACGCGCACCAAUUAAAUCUAAUAAUUGAAAAGUGUUGCUCAAUAGAUAAGGCUGUAAGAGUUUUUUUUGCCAAUCUCUCUGCAUUUUCUGCUUACUUCUCCCGCUCUACAAAAAGAACAAUCAUUUUGGAUAGAGUUGUAAAAAAACGGCUACCUCGUUCGGCUCCUACACGAUGGAAUUUUACAUCGAAAUGUCAAUACUAUUUAUGUUUAUAAAGAGGAUUUGAUUAAAUGUCUCGAAGAAAUUAUGAACACAGAAUUCGAUAAAAAAACUAUUAAUCAGACUAAAGGGUUAAUAAAUUUUGAAAGACAGAUUUUAGUUUCUGGUUAUUUUUCUUCAGCAAAAUAAUGCCAAAUUGCGAUAUACUUUUUGAUCAACUGCAGAGUAGACAGCUCGAUGCUCUCAAGGUUAAGAUAAACAUCAAAAUUUUGCAGCAGCUAUUCAAAAUAUUAGAAAUAAUAUAGACACGCUAAUUCAUGAAGAAUGGCAAUCACAACAAGACCCACAAGAACUAAAGUUAAACGACAACACCCUAUCAGGUCCAAGUACAAUCAAGAAAAGAUGGUUUGUUGAAAAGGAGGACCCCAUUCCUAAUUUAAGGAUAUGUAAGGAAAUUUGUGAUAGAAUAGUAGUGCAGGCAAAUGAACGUUUUAGUUUUACUACCCACCUAACAAUUGCAAGUUUAUUUGAUAGUGAACAAUUUAAAGAAUACCGAGGUUGUUUUCCAAAUGAGGACGUUAAAACUGUGUGUAGUUUAUUUCCAAACGUAAACAGCUUAAAAUUCAUAAACGAACUGUCCAUACUUUACAUCCGAGAUGACUUUGUGCAACACAAUGGGGCUGUACCGUUAUUACAAAUGUUUUUUGAGAACAAUUUGACAAUUACAUUUUCGGAAUCUGUGGAGCUGCUAACUAUCCUGUGUACAAUUCCCAUGACCACAGUGGAGAGUGAAAGAUGUUUUUCGACAUCGACACUAAAACGUAUUAAAACAUUUUUAAGGAACACUAUGUGCCAAAAUAGAUUGUGCGCGCUAGCCAUGUUAUCCAUCGAAAAAAAACUUAUUCGGUCCAUUCCAAAUUUUAAUAAUCUGGUCAUCGAUCACUUCGCUAGUCAAAAAUCCAGAAGAAUAGACUUCAACUUAGGAAAUAGUAUACAACUGCAGCGGUACCUAGCAGUUAGUCUUCAAUUUUUUAAUACAGUGCAACCUCGAUAAUCCGAACCCACGCUAAUCCGAAUUACGCUAAUCCGAACGCAAAUCGUGAUGCGAAAUAGUCCAAACGCUGCCUCUGUAUUUCGAACGCUGACAGGAAAAGAACUGCAGCGCGGCCCGCGUCGCCCAUAUGUAGUUUGAUAAUGCAUUUAAAUGUACAAAAAUCAAUAUACAUACAUAGAUCUAAAGGUCUAAAAAUGUGUAAGAGGUGUUUUAUUGUAUAUUCGUUAAUCCGAACAAUUCGAUAAUCCGAACAAGGUCUGACAAUUAGGUGUUCGGAUUAAAGAGUUUGCACUGUAUUUAAUUUGUUUUGAAAUAUACUUAAUUUUCAUUAAGCGGAGAACGAAUCCCGGGAGUCCUUUCCAGUGUGUGCCCCACUGCCGCUAGUGCCCACGAGCCGCCACUGGUAUUAUUUCUUUAAUAAGUUAUAAAUGAAAUUGCGAAAAAUCUCCCAACGACUUGAUGUUCGCACAAGUUUCUACGACGCAUAAAAGGAUUUAAAAUAACAGUUUUUCGCUAAUAUCUUCUUUCCUACUCAUUUUACGAAUAUAAAAGUGUUAGUGGUAUACUGUUAAAAAGCUGAUAAAACACUAGAAAAUAAUCGAUUAAUGGAAAAUAUUCGAUUAAUUGCAAAUAAUCUGUUAAUUAAAACGAUUAAUCGAUAAUCAAUCUAAAAAAUCGAUUUUUUGGCCCACCCCUAGUAAUGAAUGUUGUUUAAGAAAAUAAACGAAAAACUUGAAAUUUCC
Messenger RNA from Psylliodes chrysocephalus, 3473 nucleotides. Lineage: Eukaryota; Metazoa; Arthropoda; Insecta; Coleoptera; Chrysomelidae. The record is from the annotation of a GenBank genome assembly.